AAAUUACCAAAAAUGUUGCGUAAUUACUGGCAAGUGUUAACGCCAAAGGUGUUGUUUAAUACAAUGUAUGUACUGAAAUGCGUGCGAUUUUCGAAAUAAAAUUCUAGACGAAAAGUUUUAAAUACUACAAACAGAAUUUAUUACCUAAAAAUACAUGUUUACUAGUGUGAAAUUUGAAACGUUUAAACAUACCUUACCUACCUUAGUAUCUCAAGUUUACAAAGAUAUUUGAAUAUCAUGUAGGAUUAUAGUAGGAGUUAAGGAUUGGUUAGAGGUUAGUUUACAAAAAAAAGAAAGAAGGAAAAACACGAUAUUUAACGGUCAUUGCUUUAUUCGGAUGUAAAAUUUGGGUUUGGAUAUUGCUGGAUUAAAAGCAAGUUUCUCUGUUAUAGUGUUUGGAUUAUUAAAUCAUGAUAUUUAUACUACAAUGGACAUUUAAGGUUUAAAUUGCCUUAAUUAAUGACAGACGGUGGUAUUUCGGCUAGACGGCUAAUUAAUACUUCUAUUUUACAACCGUUUAAUGGACAGGUGCUCUAUUUUAUGAAAUUAAUCUCUUUAUAUACCUGAAAUAAGAUAACAUAUUCAUUGAUAGUUAUAAAACUGGACUUAAAAGAGAAAGAACUUCCAUGUUUACGUUUUAUAGCUGGAGAAAUAUCAGUGGUUAACCUUUUGAUUAAAGGCUAGUGGAAUCUCUAACAGGGGAGGUGCUUAUUAUUGACGCUUACCAGUAUCAGCUAUACAAACAUAUCUAGCAGAACUCAAGCAGAACUCGGGCAGAACGUAGUGGAAUUAUUAAUACAAUCGAACAAGUGUAAAUUGUAGACAUUAUUUAUCUUAGGUAUUUGACAUACAUAUUUCAGUUAUCUUUAAGUGUUUAAUACAACAAUAAAAAGGUAUUGUUAUUUGGAAAAUAAGUAUGUACCUGUAGAGCAAAAGUGGUUAUAACCCGAUGUAAAACACGCGCCGCUGUACAUGUACACUAUAGUUUAAAACACCUUUACAGAACAGAGAUAAUUCAUUGUAAGAUGAUUCGGAAAUUAUACUUGAUACACAGUUUAGAUGUGGUCUAAAUCCUUUAACAAGGUUCAUUGAAGAUCAAAAUAUGCCACAGUUAGUGUUGUUCAAUCGGAGCUGGAACAUUGGCAGUGAUGAUUUCGUCUUUUCCGGAGUGGUUGACUGCGUUCUGAGGAUUGCAUGGUUUGUGGUUGUGUUAGUAAUGUACUGUGUGUACAAUAAUGACAUAGAUGACGACUGCAGUAACGGUAUAUACCUUCACGUCUACUUCAUCGGACUUUUUGUUUUCCUGGUCAUUACGGCAGUACUUGGAGCAGCCAUUGUUCACAUCAGUAUGCAGGGAACCAUCGCAGACAGUGGUAAGCGUCGGAAACUUCCGGUAUUUCUUUACGCUCGUCUGAUCGUCGCAGUUCCGGAAAUUGUUUGGAACGCACUGGGAACGUACUGGGCGUUUGUGACAGCACACGAUUGUCACAGGACUAUUGUUAACAUCGCUAAAGGAACAGUUCUUUUUGGCUGGGUUGUUCUCAUAAUUUGUGUAAUAGCUGGUGUUAUAAUAUACAAUUUAUACACGGGUAAAAAUAAGAAACAAAUGCGGAUAGGGAUGAGAAGCUUCCGGCGAGGUUCAAGACGGACCUUUUCGCACACAAAGCAAUGGGAGAAAAGGUGUAAAUGUAUGUUUAUUUGUGCGAGAGAUGAUGAUAGAAGUACCAGUGUAUUCAGCACCCUGGCUGAGCUCAGCGCUGAUUACUUUAAGGGCGUAGAUUUAGUGCCGACGGAUGUGAUCGCCGGAUUGAUUCUCCUCAGUCGGCAACAAGAACGUAAGCGCCAACAGUUGAGAAUUUAUAUCCCUGACGAUAAGGAAAAGAAAGGGUAUAGUUCUGUCCCAACAGAAGACAUGGUAGAUGCCCCGGAUGUAAUCUGUGAGUGUUUACCGGCGCAGAGAGAUUGGAUGACGUUGAAUAAUAUGAGCCACUUCCUCAAGUUUGCUAUUGGGAGUUAUGGCUGGCCCUUCUAUGUGACCCUAGUCAAUCCGGUAUUAGGAGCGUGUUCCCUGUGUUCCCAGUGCAAAUGUUUUUCAUGUCGGGAUGACCAGGGUUCUGUGUUCAAGGAUAACUGUUGUAUGUGCAAUACUGCCGCUUUCAAGAAAACCACAGGUCUACGUCAUGAUGAUAUUGUCUACGCAUGCUUUAAAAAUGAUAUUUAUGAGCUGCCAUUCUAUGUAGUAAUAGACAGAGAUUCAAACUCGGUUGUGGUUGCGAUCAGAGGGACCUUGUCUUUGCAGGAUGUCAUCACGGACCUGGUAAUAGAACGGGGUAACCUUGACAUUACUGGUGUUCUCUGCGCGUGCGCCCACAAUGGAAUCUUGCAAAGUGCCAUGUACAUAAAACAGACACUAGAAAAAAAAGCUAUUCUUGAGACAGCAUUCUCACAGGCAGAGGGUGCGGACCUUGUUAUAACAGGACACAGUCUUGGAGCAGGGGCAGCAGCCUUGCUAGCUAUUCUUUUAAAACCCACGUACCCGAAGUUAAAAUGUUUUGCAUUUUCUCCUCCAGGCGAACUAGUCAGUCCUGCAGUUUCAAAGUAUGCAGAAGAUAUCGUGUGUUCAGUUGUCCUCGGUGACGACAUUAUAUCUAGGCAAGGCAUGUUGAUGAUGGAUGAUCUCAAAAUUAAUAUUAUCAAAUCUAUACACGAAACGAGACUACCAAAGUAUCAAAUAUUUGCGAGUGGAUGUUGGCGGAUGUGUUGUGGCAGAGCAGGUACUCUUGAUGAAAACAUUGAGUACGGGCAUAUAGAAAAUGGCUCCACAAAAACUAAAGAUAGCAAUAAAUAUGAAAUGAACAGAUGCAGUUUAGAAAUGUCACUUACAGAAUGCAUGGCGCAUAGUCAACAAAUAAAAAGUACAUAUCAACCUCUUGUUUUACCCGGGCAAAUUCUUCAUGUUGAACCAAGCCAUGACAGUGGUGACGAGACUUUCACAGCAGCCUGGAAGUUACCCGACACUUUUACAGAAAUCAUCGUUAGUCCAGACAUGUUAGCACAUCAUUUUCCGGACGCUUUGUUAGAUGCCAUUGACGAAUUACGUGAAAAGAAUACUCCUGUACAACCUGUUUCACGGACCAAAGUGGAAGAUAAAAUUGAUACAAGAAUAACAGUGGAGUAACAUGAGAAAACAUUAGGCCAAUCAGAAAUUGUGUCAGGUCACUUCAAGUUGUGGCAAGAAUGGGUAUUCAUACAAUUGGGAGCUGGUGCAGCAAUAUUAAAGUUCCUGAACCUUCCCUCGGGUGAAUUUUCGGUUUAGGUUUAUACGCCGUAGGUGUUUGUUUUCUUAAGACGUAUAGCAAAAUGUUCAGAACAAGUAGAAGAGGCUUUCAAUACCGGUUGCUAUAUCAUAUGUACUUCGGCUGUCCACUUUCCAUUUUUGUUAGAUAAUAUCAAACUUCUUUUUCACAAUUAUUUUGUAAUUAUAUCUGUAAUUAUUGUGUCCUGGUACACUGGGUGUUUGAAAAUGUUUUUCAAAACAUUCAUUUCAAAACAUUGCAAAAGUUGCCAAAUGAAAGUGAAAGUAGAGCUGUCAAACAUAACCAAAACAAAGCAAAUGAAAAAAUAAAGACGUUUGGUAGUUUCUACAAAGGAGCAUGUCCACAGUUGAUGUACAUGUGAUAUAAGACAAAAACUUUUAAAACAGGCUUGCCUUUGUAUAAAUUAUUCUUUUUCUGAACAAUUUAGUAUGUAGCCUAUGUUAUGAAUAGUAUUGGCCUAUGAGGUAAAAUUUCCCAAAUUAACUCACCUGAGGAGUUGGCUUCAAACACUUUACAUGGUCUGUGAAGGCCACGUAAGAAUAUUUGUUUGUUAAAUUAGUGUUCUAGUCUGUAAAACUGAUAAGCACAGUCGCAUUCACAGAAGUGGACCAUUUAAUUUUAUUGACAUGACGUAUUUUCAUCUCAAAGACUGUAUAUGAUUACUUCGGUGUAAUUGUAUCAUAUUUUUUUUAUCAUGUUGUACUUAAAGAAAAUUUAAAGAAUGCAUGUCAUGCUUUAUAUGAAAGACAUUUCUUGCAUACCAGACAGGAUUUUCCCAUGUGUUUGCCGGUGUGGAAAACUGGUCUUUCUCCUCCCCAAUCCCCGGAGUAUAAGAUGGCUGAAAUGUAGGUUCGAAUAUGUAAAUUCAUACGCUACUAUAAUAAAAUAGUGCUUAAAAGAAAAGCUUCUCUUCUAUUAACUGAGGAAAACGGUAUGCAAGAAAAACAAUCCUAUAUCGAGGGUUCAACGCAAUAAGGGCGUAUCUACAUAUGAUUAUUAUUUGUAGAUACGCCCUUAUUGCGUUGAACCCUCGAUAUCACAAAUUGAAGGUGGGUUGAAAAUAUCUGGCUCUCGGAUUUCUGUUUUUUUUUCUUGUUUCUUUUUGGUAACUUGGAGCUUUGUAACCGCAUAUACAGUUACCCUCGAGCCAGAUAAUUUCCAUCUGCACCUUCAACCAGUGAUCUUCUUUAAAUUAGAAUCGUACGCCACAGCUGUAUAACUUUAUACAGCAUAAUUUGCAUGCGUUGCUUUAUAGUUCUAAGAUUUACAAGCAUUUCAAUAUGUACUGCAUAUAUUGUAUGUGUAAUUCUUCUGAUUUCUAGCAAGUAUUUUUCAAUUUGUAAAGAUGUUACGAAUUGUUUCGCAGAUAGGUGAAUGGGGUGGGUACAGUACUUAAUUGAGAAAUGGCGUCGAAAAACGUUUCAGUUCUGUAGUAGUUAGACUGAUUUAUAUACAUGUGUGUGUAGUAUUAUGUAUUUUUUGUCAAGUAUUCUAUGGUCUUUGUUGCAUAUUGAAAUACGCUUGUCGCUAUUUUAUGUUUUAUUAAAUAUCAGGCGAAAAAAUCAAUGGGCCAACAAAAAACGGAAACAAAAUUUUAUUUUGUGUUCAUAGAAUUCCAAGGUUGUGUUUACAUUAAAUAUUUAAUUUGUUAUAUUUAUAAGAUAUGUAUUUGAAAAAAAUAAACAAUCAUUCCUUA
Mercenaria mercenaria is the source of this 5013-nucleotide messenger RNA. RefSeq names its product diacylglycerol lipase-beta-like. The transcript has 13 exons. The record is from RefSeq and is a predicted model, not a curated record. NCBI's taxonomy places the organism in Eukaryota, Metazoa, Mollusca, Bivalvia, Venerida, Veneridae. Bases 1103 to 3178 code for a protein of 691 amino acids. Gene Ontology annotation, biological process: lipid metabolic process.